AUGCUAUCACUUUGGGCCGGUACUAUCAUCCUACUGAGUUACAUCCUCGUUAGAGGAUUAGUAUCACCUUUAUCCCAACUUCCAGGCCCGUGGUACACUCGUUUCACGAGUUUAUGGAUCAAAUAUCAAGAGUUUAGCUCCAACCGCCGAGAAUCGAUACAUCUGCUUCACCAGUUGUAUGGCCCUGUGGUUCGGCUAGGACCAAAUGAAGUGUCUUUUACAAGCCUCGGCGCAAUGAAGGAGAUUUACGCUUCUGGAGGAAGUGGUUAUGACAAAACAGAGCUCUAUAGCCUCUUUAAACAAUUCAAGACCAGAGCUAUGUUUUCUACACUCUUCAAAGACGAGCAUACUAAGAGGAAGCGCAUCUUUGCGGAGCGAUAUGCAAUGUCUAAUAUCAUGAAAGCCAAAUCAUUGGCUGUUAUCCAAGAGCGGGCUAUGGAAUUUGUAGCUAGGUGUGAUGGACCAAACAAGAAAAGUGUCGAUGUCUAUGUGCUCCUUCACUGCUACGCUCUUGAUUGUAUUACUCACUUCAUUUUUAGUCCGGGUGGACUCAAUUCUCUCGAUAAUACGAAGGACUUUGAGCUGAUGAAAGAACUUACUUACCACCAGAGCCUACACGAAAGUCUCUUAGCGUACUAUUUACCGCUAUUAGAGCCAUACUUUCCCAGCAGUUCCAACGCAUGCAGUACUCCUCAAGCAAACCAAUAUGCGUUGGAUAUGGUAAAUAAAUCAAACCUAGAUGACUUUACGCUCCUUGAGAAGCUCAAUCGAAAAGACACCGGCCUAGACUCUCUUCAAGCCGCUGCCGAGUGUAAGGAUCAUAUGGCUGCAGGAACUGGUACGACCGGCGAUGGUCUCUGUUUUAUGAUGUGGGAGCUGUCACAGCCUCAUAACUUGGAGUUUCAGCGCCGGCUUCACCAUGAGCUGAUAACUUCACCUACCGAUGUGUCUCUUGACAGUUUGGUCUAUCUUGAUGCGGUGAUCAAAGAAGCCCUGCGUUGCUCACCACCCAUAGCGAUGUCUUUACCACGCUACGUUCCAUUUGGAGGCCGGAUAAUUGAUAAGAUUUUUAUUCCAGCUCAUACCAUCGUUAGCUGCCAGCCUUAUACAGUUCAUCGAUUGCAUAAGGAUGUAUUCCCUGAUCCGGAUCGAUUCUAUCCUGAUAGAUGGCUAGAGGCUGAGGGUUCCAAAGAGCGAAAUAGACAUUUCUUUGCCUUUUCGAUUGGAGGUCGAGGAUGUAUGGGGAAGAAUCUCGCCUUGAUUGAAAUGAGGAUUCUUCUGCGUGAGGUUUACUCUCGAUUUGAGACUACUGUUGCUCCGGAUAUGCGUGGUUCUAUGAAGCUGGAUGAUCAAAUUAUUUCUGCUCGUCCGAAGGGCCAAGAGUGUAAGCUGGUGUUUAAGGUAGUCUAG
Molecule: messenger RNA, 1410 nt
Organism: Penicillium taxi
Lineage: Eukaryota; Fungi; Ascomycota; Eurotiomycetes; Eurotiales; Aspergillaceae
Product: cytochrome P450
Exons: 6
Coding region: 1-1410 (469 amino acids)
Molecular function (GO): monooxygenase activity; heme binding; iron ion binding
Source: RefSeq, a predicted model, not a curated record